This is a messenger RNA of Prosopis cineraria, 303 nucleotides long. RefSeq lists its product as uncharacterized. The coding region runs from base 1 to 303 and encodes 100 amino acids. The record is from RefSeq and is a predicted model, not a curated record. NCBI's taxonomy places the organism in Eukaryota, Viridiplantae, Streptophyta, Magnoliopsida, Fabales, Fabaceae. The transcript has a single exon. Gene Ontology annotation, biological process: DNA integration. Gene Ontology annotation, molecular function: nucleic acid binding.
AUGGUGGCAACCCCAUAUCAUCCUCAAACAAAUGGGUUGGCUGAGUGUUUAAAUACGGAGAUCAAGUCUAUCCUCCAAAAGAUUGUGAGACCGAAUAGGAAGGAUUGGAGCUCAAGACUUGAGGAGGCUCUUUGGGCAUACCAAACCACCUUCAAGACACCCAUUGGGAUAUCUCCAUUUAGGUUGGUCUAUGGUAAGCAAUGUCACCUCCCAGUGGAGAUUAAGCACAAAGCCUAUUGGGCUGUGAAGGCUUGUGCAUUUGGUGAGGAGGGUGUAGCUACCUUUAGGAAGCUCCAACUCUAA